Fomitiporia mediterranea MF3/22 is the source of this 420-nucleotide messenger RNA. RefSeq lists its product as uncharacterized. Lineage: Eukaryota; Fungi; Basidiomycota; Agaricomycetes; Hymenochaetales; Hymenochaetaceae. Bases 1 to 420 code for a protein of 139 amino acids. The transcript is spliced from 3 exons. The record is from RefSeq and is a predicted model, not a curated record.
AUGCGUGCCUUCACUGUCCUCCUUUCCCUUGCCGGUGCUGCCCUUGCACAACGAAUUUCUAUCGGUGCACCUAGUGCAGGCCAAACACUCACCGGAGGGAAAGACACUUCAGUCUCCGUCCUGAAGGGUGACACAUUGACCGGCUCCACAGAAAUAGGUGUCAGCAUCCUCAUACACCACUGCACACAAUCACCCUGUGAAGAUGCUUCGGAACAGAUGGGUUCCAUCCUAUACUCAGGCAGCUUCAACCCUCAGCGUGGUCCAGGCUUCUUCGGGGAGCCUGUCCAGAACUUCACCGUAACAAUACCUGACGGCUUCCAGCCAGGACCAGCAGUGCUAAGUGUUGCACAUGCAAAUUUGGUUGGGGCGGGUCCUUUCUUGUUCUCUGAAGUAGCCAACGUAACGGUGAACGUUGCUUAA